This is a messenger RNA of Tupaia belangeri chinensis (Chinese tree shrew), 3486 nucleotides long. It is a transcript of the gene SLC6A15, whose product is annotated as solute carrier family 6 member 15. Lineage: Eukaryota; Metazoa; Chordata; Mammalia; Scandentia; Tupaiidae. The record is from RefSeq and is a predicted model, not a curated record. Gene Ontology annotation, cellular component: plasma membrane. The transcript has 12 exons. Gene Ontology annotation, molecular function: proline:sodium symporter activity. The coding region runs from base 450 to 2639 and encodes 729 amino acids. Gene Ontology annotation, biological process: sodium ion transmembrane transport; L-leucine transport.
CAUACACGCGCGCGCACCCGCACCCGCGCGCCUGCAUCCCGUGCUGUCUCCCUGGCAGACACACAGGCGCUCUCGAGUUUCUCCUGGCCAGCCCGCAGGGCAGAGACCCCCUAACCCAGCCCCAGUCCGCCCUUGGCCAGCAGCCGCUUCACUCGGGACCGCUCCCUGGAGGCCUCGGUCACAGCCAUCUGGCCCCGACCCUUCCGUGACUGCUGCUGCUGCUGUCGCCGGGACGUGGAAGCUGCAAGGGGCACUGGGUCACGACAGACUCACGGUGAUUACAGACUAUUGGACAUACAAAUCCAGGAUCCAUAAGACUUUACCACCUUGAAUCAAAGAUUUCUUUCAUACUCUCCUUGUCUUUACUUCAUAUCAAGUGGCGUUUUGUUUUAAAGAAUUAGUGCAUUUGCCACAAGGGAGUUUUUAAAAAUAAACUCCUGUACUUUCCAAUGCCUAAGAAUAGCAAGGUGGUAAAAAGAGAAUUAGACGAUGAGGUUAUUGAGUCUGUCAAAGACCUUCUUUCCAAUGAAGACUCGGCUGAUGAUGCUUUUAAAAAGAGUGAACUAAUUGUUGAUGUCCAAGAAGACAAAGAUACAGAUGUUGAAGAAGGGUCUGAAGUUGAAGAUGAGAGACCAGCUUGGAACAGUAAACUGCAAUACAUCCUGGCCCAAGUUGGAUUUUCUGUAGGUUUAGGGAAUGUGUGGCGGUUUCCAUACCUAUGUCAGAAGAAUGGAGGUGGUGCAUAUCUUUUACCAUACUUAAUACUACUUCUGGUAAUAGGUAUUCCCCUUUUUUUCCUGGAACUUUCUGUUGGUCAAAGAAUUCGGCGAGGCAGCAUUGGUGUAUGGAAUUACAUAAGCCCUAAACUAGGCGGGAUUGGAUUUGCAAGUUGUGUAGUGUGCUAUUUUGUGGCCCUUUACUACAAUGUCAUCAUUGGCUGGAGUUUGUUUUAUUUCUCUCAAUCUUUUCAGCAACCACUUCCUUGGGAUCAGUGUCCUUUGGUGAAAAAUGCUUCACACACUUUUGUAGAGCCAGAAUGUGAAAAAAGUUCUGCCACCACCUAUUACUGGUACAGAGAAGCCCUGAAUAUCUCCAGCUCCAUUUCUGAGAGUGGGGGCUUAAACUGGAAGAUGACCGUCUGCUUGUUGGCUGCCUGGGUCAUGGUCUGUUUGGCUAUGAUCAAAGGCAUUCAGUCUUCUGGAAAAAUCAUGUAUUUUAGUUCUCUGUUCCCAUACGUGGUACUUAUAUGCUUCCUAAUCAGAGCACUCCUUUUAAACGGUUCCAUUGAUGGUAUUCGCCACAUGUUUACCCCCAAGCUGGAAAUAAUGCUGGAGCCUAAAGUCUGGAGAGAAGCUGCUACUCAGGUGUUCUUUGCCUUAGGUCUGGGAUUUGGUGGCGUCAUUGCCUUUUCAAGCUACAACAAGAGAGACAACAACUGCCACUUUGAUGCUGUCCUGGUGUCCUUCAUCAACUUUUUCACUUCUGUCCUGGCGACCCUGGUGGUGUUUGCAGUUCUGGGAUUCAAAGCGAAUGUCAUAAAUGAGAAAUGCAUUGCACAAAAUUCAGAAAUGAUCAUAAAAUUUUUGAAAAUGGGAAACCUCAGUCAGGAUAUUAUUCCUCAUCAUAUCAACCUUUCAGCUGUUACUGCAGAAGAUUACCAUCUAGUUUAUGACAUCAUUCAAAAAGUGAAAGAAGAAGAGUUUCCUGUUCUUCAGCUCAAUGCCUGUCAAACUGAAGAUGAGCUAAAUAAAGCUGUGCAGGGAACUGGUUUAGCUUUUAUUGCCUUUACAGAAGCGAUGACACAUUUCCCUGCCUCUCCCUUCUGGUCAGUGAUGUUUUUCCUCAUGCUGGUGAAUCUGGGGCUUGGCAGCAUGUUUGGAACCAUUGAAGGAAUCAUCACGCCUAUUGUCGACACUUUCAAAGUGAGGAAAGAAAUUCUUACUGUUAUAUGUUGUCUCCUGGCAUUUUGUAUUGGCCUGAUAUUUGUGCAACGCUCUGGAAAUUACUUUGUUACUAUGUUUGAUGAUUAUUCUGCUACACUGCCUCUGCUCAUUGUAGUCAUUUUGGAGAACAUUGCUGUAUGCUUUGUUUACGGCAUAGAUAAGUUUAUGGAAGACCUCAAAGACAUGCUGGGCUUUGCUCCCAGCAGAUAUUACUACUAUAUGUGGAAAUAUAUUUCUCCUCUAAUGCUGUUGUCAUUGCUAAUAGCUAGCAUUGUGAAUAUGGGAUUAAGUCCUCCUGGUUAUAAUGCAUGGAUCGAAGAUAAGGCAUCUGAAGAAUUUCUGAGCUACCCCACGUGGGGAAUGGUCAUCUGCAUCUCUCUGAUGGUCCUUGCAAUACUCCCCGUCCCGGUGGUCUUCAUCGUUCGUCGCUGUAAUCUCAUAGAUGAUAGUUCUGGUAAUUUGGCCUCUGUGACCUAUAAGAGAGGAAGAGUCCUUAAAGAGCCUGUAAACUUAGAGGGAGAUGAUGCCAGUCUCAUUCAUGGAAAGAUACCAAGCGAGAUGUCAUCUCCAAAUUUUGGUAAAAAUAUUUAUAGAAAACAGAGUGGAUCACCAACUCUGGAUACUGCUCCCAAUGGACGGUAUGGAAUAGGGUACUUGAUGGCAGAUAUGCCAGAUAUGCCAGAGUCUGAUUUGUAGUUGGGGGGGAAAGUCAGGGGGUUUUAUUUGGCUUAUUUUUAUCAAUGAAUAUUGGCUCUACUAAGAGAAGCAUUAGGCUUCACUUAUCAGAGGGCGAUCUCAGGUGUUCCAUGGCUGUGGUCUUUAAUCUUAACAGUCUGUGAAAUCCAGCUAGAGCGUUCCUUUGGAUUCUUUGGUUUACAUUUGUGUGGAAAGGAUUACAGACAAAACUCCACAAUGACUGAGGUCCAUGUAUGUCAGGAUUUUUUAAAGUACUUUUGGUAUAUUUUCAAGUAUUUCUAUCUCUUAACAGGUGUUACCUCAGUUUAUAAUAAUUUCUGGAUUUAAGAGUAUUGGCAAUUCAACAAUGGCAUAUCUUAAAUUUUUUAAGUUUGCCUUCAGGAAAACUCCCAGUGUUACAAUAAGUCAGUUCUGUAAAUCGGUGCCUCUCAGCACAUUUCCCUGAAUAUACCGUGUAGAUAGGCUAUACUUAUUUUGGUAGCAUUGAUGAUACCUUCUUAGGCAAUUAGCUGAAGAAAACUGCAAAGUAUUUUUCUUAUGUAAUAGCUGUAUAGAGCAAUAGUAUCAAAGAAUAAGAAGGCACUCAUGCUAGGAUGCAAGGUUAGCUUCAGAGGUGACUGAGGCUCAUGUGAGCGAUGGCUGUGUAUUUUAUGUAAAAUAUAUGUGUGAAAAUGAGCUAAGAGUGAGUAACUCAGCACUCUCAAGAAGUAUGCAGGUUCUGCAUUUUUCUUAUGCCGUGUGCCUAAAAACCUACUUGAUAUUUAUUGUGGUUUCAAGAUAACUCAUAGUAUAUUUAUAAAAUAUACUUGCAAUGUACAUAGAUGUAUAUUAGUACUUUAAGUACUGA